Molecule: messenger RNA, 774 nt
Organism: Morchella importuna
Lineage: Eukaryota; Fungi; Ascomycota; Pezizomycetes; Pezizales; Morchellaceae
Exons: 5
Coding region: 1-774 (257 amino acids)
Biological process (GO): anaphase-promoting complex-dependent catabolic process; protein K11-linked ubiquitination
Cellular component (GO): anaphase-promoting complex
Source: RefSeq, a predicted model, not a curated record
AUGCCGCCCAGGACCCGCGAACACAACCCCCAUUAUGGGGGCCGUCAGAGUCCCAUCAAUAAUAGAAACUCGCCAUCGCCAAUUCUGACCGAGGAUGACGAUGGGGACGAGGACACAAUCUCACAGGAGGAUGAGGAUGAUGAGGACGAAGAUGAGGAUGAAGAGGAAGACGAGGAUGAGGAUGAGGACGAGGAGGAUGAGGAAGACGAUGACGACGAACAAGAAACCACCGGUGGAAGCAGCAUCAUCACAGUGCCUGAGGCAUCACUGGAGGGGUUAAAGGAGAUCGGGAACCUUGCCUCUUGGACUGUCUCUACCGCCAAGCCUGGAAAUGGCGUGGAACAACUGAGAGAUGAGGAUACAAAUCUCUUCUGGCAGUCUGAUGGCCCUCAACCACAUAUGAUUAAUAUUCACUUCGCUAAACGAGUAUUCGUUAAGCGUAUCCGGAUGUUUCUUGAUUUUGAGAAUGAUGAGUCGUAUACUCCGACAAAAAUCUCAAUCAUGUCCGGAACCGGAUAUCAUGAUUUGCAAGAAGUCACCACUAUGAACUUUGAACAGCCGAGUGGCUGGAUCGAUGUUCCGUUAGAAGGUGUUCAUAAGGAUGGACAGCUUCGAACUUUCCUUAUUCAAGUUUGCAUUCAUGCGAACCAUCAAAAUGGAAAAGAUACCCAUGUUCGUGGGCUGCAGAUAUUCUCUCUGGAACCUCCAAGUGUCGACCAAGAGGAAAUUCCUUUUAUGUCAGGUAAAAUGAUAUCAGAGUUAGAAUUGAGAUAG